AUGGAGGACCUGUCUCCUCCUCCACCAGGCGGCAUGCUCCUCCCCUCUGUCCUGUCUCCUCCUCCACCAGGCGGCAUGCUCCUCCCCUCUGUCCUGUCUCCUCCUCCACCAGGCGGCAUGCUCCUCCCCUCUGUCCUGUCUCCUCCUCCACCAGGCGGCAUGCUCCUCCCCUCUGUCCUGUCUCCUCCUCCACCAGGUGGCAUGCUCCUCCCCUCUGUCCUGUCUCCUCCUCAGCCAGGCAGCAUGCUCCUCCCCUCUGUCCUGUCUCCUCCUCCACCAGGCGGCAUGCUCCUCCCCUCUGUCCUGUCUCCUCCUCCACCAGGCGGCAUGCUCCUCCCCUCUGUCCUGUCUCCUCCUCCACCAGGCGGCAUGCUCCUCCCCUCUGUCCUGUCUCCUCCUCCACCAGGCGGCAUGCUCCUCACAUCUGUCCUGUCUCCUCCUCCACCAGGCGGCAUGCUCCUCCCCUCUGUCCUGUCUCCUCCUCCACCAGGCGGCAUGCUCCUCCCCUCUGUCCUGUCUCCUCCUCCACCAGGCGGCAUGCUCCUCCCCUCUGUCCUGUCUCCUCCUCCACCAGGCGGCAUGCUCCUCCCCUCUGUCCUGUCUCCUCCUCCACCAGGCGGCAUGCUCCUCCCAUCUGUCCUGUGUGGUGUUUAUCUCUCCAGAUAG
This is a messenger RNA of Oncorhynchus kisutch (coho salmon), 666 nucleotides long. Its product is annotated as pollen-specific leucine-rich repeat extensin-like protein 3. NCBI's taxonomy places the organism in Eukaryota, Metazoa, Chordata, Actinopteri, Salmoniformes, Salmonidae. The record is from RefSeq and is a predicted model, not a curated record. The transcript has a single exon. Bases 1 to 666 code for a protein of 221 amino acids.